AUGGAGGAUUUGGAAUCUAAUGAAUUGGGUGAAAGAACAGAAACAGCUGCAACCGAAGAGUCAGACUCUAUUAGUUAUACCAACAAAAAGAAUAAAAGAGGUCGACCAAGAAACCCACUUUGGGAUAGUCAUUUUACAGAAAUUAAUACUCAAGAAAGUGGACAUAAGGGUUGGCGAUGUAAUUAUUGCAAAGAAGAAAAUGUACGUGCAACAGAAAUAAAUAUGAAUACGCACUUAGCGUUAAUUUGUAAAACUGUUCCACUUAAUAUUAAACAAGAUUGUUUACGAAACUUUCCAACACCAAAUAAAAAAAGACAAAUCGAACAUGAUAUUGCUAGUGGUUUACAACCGCGAAUCGAUAGUAAAUUCCAAAAUAUAAGUAAAAUGGAUUCUGGUCAAGAACAAUUAUGUCACAAGGCAUUAACACGAUUGUUUGUUUGCUGUGGAAUUCCUUUUUGGAUUGUUGAAAACCCUUUUUUUUUAGAUUUUUGUAAAAAUUUAUGUUGUUCAUAUAAACCACCUGAUCGAAAGGCUCUUAGCAAUGAUUGGCUUAAUUAUGAAACAGCACGUAUUGUAGUUUCUAUGGAAAAAGAACUUGAAAAUGAAAAAAAAUCUUACACUAGUUGGACAAGCAAUCGUGGAUAUUCUUAUUUUGCUUUUAUAAUUAUAACACCCGACAAAAAGCAAUAUGUACAUUAUAUUAAAGAUUUUUCUCAUGAAUCUCAUACGGUAAUUUUUACAGCAGAUGAAAUUGAAAAAGUUUUACUCGAUAUUGGUGCUAAUAAGUUUGGCGCUGUGAUAUCUGAUGGAGCUUCAGCAAUGUCGCUUGCAAAACAGUAUAUUUCAGAUAAAUACCCAGGAAUAUUACCUGUUCGAUGCAUUGCACAUCAUAUCCAGUUAAUCUGUAGUGAUAUAAUUUGCAAAACUUCAUUUGGAAAAAAAGUAUUACAGCAAUGCCAAUUAUUUGUAACAUAUUUUCACACAUCUCACCGAUCUGGAGCACGUUUGCGUAAUGAAAUGAUUAAUGCUAUGAUAAAUAAAGGAUUAAAAAGUUCUGUUUGCUCACGAUGGUCAUCUGCAUAUGAUUGUAUUUUAGAUAAUGAUGAAUUUGCUAUGACUGCUGAAUUACGAAAUCUUACACAAGAUCGACAAUUUUGGGCAAAUGCAGAAACCUUAGCCAAAGUAUUAUCUCCUGCUAAAAAUGCAGUUAAAAUCGUCGAAUCUAAAGUUACAACAACUGCAGAUAUUUUUUUAUUUCUUUUUCAAAUGGCGAUAGCUAUUAAUUCACUUAAAAAAAAUGAUUUACCAGAACGUGUUGAAUUUCGUAAGCAAUGCAUUCAAUUUUAUAAUAAGCGUUGGAAAGAAUUUGAUAUAAAAUUUUAUAUUUUGGCAUAUUUUCUUCAUCUAAAAUAUCGAGGAAAAGGCAUGAGAAGUUCAGUAUUUCACCAAGUUGUAUAUACAGCUCUUGAAAUUUGGAAAAAAAUUGGAGGUGGAUUAGCAAGUGCAAAUAUAUUAAUUGCACAAAUUAAAAUGUAUGAUGCAUUCGAACCACCAUAUAAUUUUACUUUUAUGGAAAAUAUUGAAUCACCACGAACUUGGUGGAAUGGAUGCAAGAUAUCAAAUCAUUAUUUACAAAAACUCGAUUUACAUUUAUUAGCAAUUACUCCACAUAAUGCAAGCUGUGAGCGUAUAUUUUCAAUUUUAAGUUGGAUCACACAAAAAAGACGAAGCAGAAUAACUGUUGAGAAAGUAUCUAAUAUUGCGAAAUUGCAUACAUACUACAUAACUAAUACUCAAAAUUAUAUUAACCAUAAUGUUUCUGAAUCAGAAUUUGAGCAAGUUAUGGAAAAUUAUGCAAAUACGGUUGAGUUUGAUGAUGAUAUGUUCAGCGAUAAUUUUAAAAGUGAACAUGAAGAAUUUGAUACUGAUUAUGUUUCAGAUACUGAGGAAUUGGCUGAUCUUUUGCAAUUUGAUAAUGAGAAUUUGGAUAUCGAAAACAUGUUAGAUUUUAAUGUUUUUUCAGAAAGAAAUGAAAAUGAAACAACUGAUACGGGUAAUGUAGAACCUGAAGAUGAACAUGAUUAUGAUAUUGAAGAUGUUAUUAAUGCGUCUUUGAGUAAAAAGAUGUAA
This is a messenger RNA of Racocetra persica, 2130 nucleotides long. The record is from the annotation of a GenBank genome assembly. Lineage: Eukaryota; Fungi; Glomeromycota; Glomeromycetes; Diversisporales; Gigasporaceae.